AUGUUUUCAAAUCCGGAAACAGUGAAAAUAAUAGCUUUGCUUAUAUUGGGUAUGGCGAAAUUGAUAGCAGGGCUCACUCCGAUGCAUUUGGUAGAAGUUUUAAAAGGUGGUUACGGUGAAAGACAAGUGAAAUGCAUAACGUCGUUGUCCAUGUGUUUCGGUGGUGGCGUCCUUUUGUCUUCUUGCAUGCUUCACAUGAUACCAAAAGUUCGUGACGGUUUGAUUAUGAUGGAUUGGAAAAGUUCUUUUCCCAUGGGAGAAUUUAUUGUCUGCUGCGGUUUUUUCGCAGUUUUUUUAAUCGAAGAAUUUGUUUUAUCGAUGACACGCGAUACGAACAUGAGAUCGAUCGAAGCCGAAAUGAGAAUAAAUGGAAAAGUCACGCCGUUCGCGAGCACUUCCGGUAACUUGAUGAUGGAAGAUAUGGAAAUAUCGAAAAAAACUCAUCAUUUGUUGGUUUUGUUGGCAUUGUCGCUUCAUUCCGGUCUCGAAGGUUUGGCACUGGGAUUGCAAACGAGUACUCUUCAAGCCGUUUGGUUACUUUUCACCGCCAUAUUGAUACACGCAGUACUCAUUUUGUUCAGCAUGGGUUUACAAUUGGUUUCCGACGGUUACACGGAAUUACAAAUUGUUUUAUACAUGGUGACGUCAGCGGUGAGUACACCUUUGGGCGGCGGAAUCGGUUUGAUUGCCGUGUGGAAAAUGGAAAAAAUUUACGGCGGUACCGUUUUAAUAUUGCAAGGUUUGGCUGCUGGAGCCAUUUUGUUUGUGACUUUUUUCGAAGUUUUGGAAAAGGAAAAGAAAAAAGGCGGAUUUUUGAGAUUUUUAUUUGUUUUUUUAGGAUUUUUAGCCAUGGCCGGAUUACAAACUUUAGAUACGCACAUUCACGAUCAUGAUGAUAUAAAGACUCAGGAAACGAUAUAUAAAAAAUUAAAUUCAAUAGAAAAAAAAACAACAAAUCGUUAG
This is a messenger RNA of Pediculus humanus corporis (human body louse), 963 nucleotides long. Its product is annotated as zinc transporter, putative. The coding region runs from base 1 to 963 and encodes 320 amino acids. Gene Ontology annotation, cellular component: plasma membrane. Gene Ontology annotation, biological process: zinc ion transmembrane transport. The transcript has 2 exons. Gene Ontology annotation, molecular function: zinc ion transmembrane transporter activity. The record is from RefSeq and is a predicted model, not a curated record. NCBI's taxonomy places the organism in Eukaryota, Metazoa, Arthropoda, Insecta, Psocodea, Pediculidae.